AUGUCUCACUCUUUCAUUGCUUGGAACGUGCGUGGGUUGGGAAACCCAAAUAAGAGAGCAAAAAUUAAGCGGCUUUUGAAGAGAUGGAGACCUUCUAUAGUGGGCCUCACGGAAACUAAAUGGCAUAAGUGUGACAAAAAUUUGAUCUCGUCACUUAGUGGUUGCAAAUCCAGUGAGUGGGUCACCAAAGAUUCAGUCGGAGCUAGUGGUGACAUUGCCAUUUUUUGGGAUCCUACUAUCUACUGGGUUUUGACGGUUUGGGAAGGCCGAUUCUCCUUAGCUGUUCGCUUGAAGAUAAUUGAAUCCGAGGACAUCAUUUCCUUCUUAGUUGUUUAUGGACCUCAGGACAAGAAAGAGAAACUUGAAUUCCUCAAGGAAAUCGAGUCAGUUUGCAGAGAAUACUUGGCUGCGUUGUGCAUUAUUGGUGACUUUAAUCUUGUCAGAUCAGAGGAAGAAUUCAUAGGGUGCCCUAGAGACUUGGAGAUCAUGAAUGAAUUAAACAAUUUGAUUAAUAGAUGCAAUUUGGUGGAUCUUCCGCUUCAAGGGGCUAGGUUCACGUGGAGUAGAGGAGGCGGGGAGAAUUAUGCUUCUCGUAUUGAUAGAGCGCUCAUCAAUUCAAGUUUUGAAGAUCUGCUAUCCCCGGAGACUCUGAUUGCUCUUGACCCUGUGGAGUCGGAUCAUAACCCGAUCCGGUUACAGUGGGGCUCAAUUGAACAUUUCAUCCAUCCUUGGCGGUUCGAAAAUAUGUGUUUUCAAGAAGAUUCUUUUCUGCAGAACUUGGUCGGGUGGUGGAGUAUCCCAGUCAAUGGGACUAGUUAUCUGUUCAGAUUUGGGCAAAAAUGCAGGCAAACCAAACUAAUGAUCAAGCAAUGGAACCGAGACCACUUUGGGAAAGUUGAGAAGCGCGUCGCUGAUAUUCUUUUUAGGAUAAAAAAUAUCGAUGAUGCUGAAGAAUCGGAACAGCUUAAUCCGUUGUUAUUAUCUGAAAGAGCUAUUCUCAAAUGUGAACUUGAGAAGGUCCUAAUCAUGGAAGAGAUCUUCUGGAGACAACAGUCUAGAAAAGUAUGGCUACAGGUGGGAGAUAAGAAUACAGGCUUCUUUCACAGAGUUGCUAAGGUGAAUAAGAGGAAAAAUCGAAUCAAGAGACUGGUGAUUGAGGGCAGGGUUUCAGAUGAUGGGAAUGAGAUUAAGAUUGCCUUCCAUAACCAUUUCUCAAUUAAGUUUGUGGAAUCGGAUGAGGAUAGACCUUUUCCAGCCAGAUACAGGGAUUGUAUGCUAUCUCCCGAGGACAAUGAAGACCUUGUGAAACCUUUUACGGAAUUGGAAGUUAGGCAAGCAAUUCAACAGUGUAAUGGGAGUAAAGCUCCGGGGCCGGAUGGAUAUUCGAUCGAGUUUUAUAAGAAAGCUUGGGAUAUCAUUAAAAGCGACUUACUGAAGGCAUUUGAUGAUUUCUUCCUUGCCGGCACCUUCCUCAAUCGACAGCUCAUACCUUCAUAUGUUUAUUGCCUAAAAAGGAUCCCUUCGAACUAG
This is a messenger RNA of Linum trigynum, 1530 nucleotides long. Lineage: Eukaryota; Viridiplantae; Streptophyta; Magnoliopsida; Malpighiales; Linaceae. The record is from the annotation of a GenBank genome assembly.